Microsporum canis CBS 113480 is the source of this 1293-nucleotide messenger RNA. RefSeq names its product sphingosine N-acyltransferase lac1. Gene Ontology annotation, molecular function: sphingosine N-acyltransferase activity. The record is from RefSeq and is a predicted model, not a curated record. Bases 1 to 1293 code for a protein of 430 amino acids. NCBI's taxonomy places the organism in Eukaryota, Fungi, Ascomycota, Eurotiomycetes, Onygenales, Arthrodermataceae. The transcript is spliced from 2 exons. Gene Ontology annotation, biological process: ceramide biosynthetic process. Gene Ontology annotation, cellular component: membrane.
AUGGACGCACCUCCGUCGACGCUCUUCCACAUCCCGACCAGCCGUAUAUCCUCCGUGACAACCAGCAAUGGCAUCACUCGCAGGCGGCGGACAAUCACCGGCGUUUCCAGCGGUCAUAUCCUGCAGACCAUCGAGGAACGGAAGCUCUCCAGGCUGAGGAAUAACAAUAAUUAUAGCAAUAAUAAUAAUACACCCUCCUUUCUACACCGCUGCAAGCAGGUGGUCAGCAGGCAUACAUGGACUGUCCCUCUCGUCCCAAUGCUAGCCAUUCUUUCGCUAUAUGCCGUUAAUCCAACUGAAUCCAAUGUCUUCCAUCGUUUUAUUUUCCUCUCCUACAAACAGCAACAGACUGACCCUGUUCAGCCUGUACAAUAUGGCAAGGGGCUAUGGGAUAUCGCGUUUGUCACAUUCUAUACCAUCGUCUUGUCAGUUGCGCGCGAGUUCAUCAUGCAGGAGUUAUUGCGGCCCCUCGCAAUUUUCUGUGGCCUGAAGUCGCGGGGGAAACGCCUGCGGUUCAUGGAGCAGACCUACACAGCUAUAUAUUUUGGAAUCAUAGGGCCCUCGGGGCUCUAUGUCAUGAGCACAACGCCAGUUUGGUACUUCAAUACCCGUGGGAUGUAUGAGUUCUCUCCACACUUAACCCACGACGCUGGCUUCAAGUUUUACUAUCUGUUUCAGGCUGCGUAUUGGGCGCAGCAGGCUGUGGUUAUGCUUUUAGGAAUGGAGAAGAGACGUAAGGACUUUAGAGAGCUUGUGACGCAUCACGUCGUUACCCUCGCCCUCAUCGCUCUAAGUUAUCGCUUUCAUUUCACCUAUGUCGGAAUCGCGGUUUAUAUCACCCACGACAUUAGUGAUUUCUUCCUUGCUUCAUCAAAAGCACUAAACUACAUCGACAGCCCUCUGGUAGGGCCCUUCGUCGGUGCUACCAUCAGCAUGUGGAUCUACCUACGCAACUACUUGAACCUACGCAUCAUAUUCUCUCUCUUCAACGAGUUUGAUAAUAUUGGUCCUACCGAACUCAACUGGGAGAAAGAGCAGUUCAAGUGCACCUACACCAAGUUUUGCUUCCUUGUUUUACUGGUUGCGCUCCAGAGUCUCAAUCUCUUCUGGCUCUUCUUACUUGUGCGCAUUGCCUACCGGUUUGUCGUGCAUAACGUUGCAAAGGAUGAAAGGUCCGAGGCUGAAGAGUCUGAGCUCGAGGAGAUGGCCAAGAAGGCUAAGGAGGCCAGGUCAUCCAAUCUGCUGAAUGGAAGUGCUGCUAAACCACCGGCCAGCCGGGAAUCUCCUUCAUGA